UGUUUGGAAACGAUACUUCCGUUUACUUCUUCGGCACGUUAACAUCUGGUCGAAUAAUUUUAACGCAUAUUACUGUUACAACCUCUAUAUCUCUUGUAUCAGAUGCCAUUUGUUGCAGGCGGUGCUCAUUAGGAUAUGCAGACUGUGCUCAGGCUGGCAGCAGUAGCGGUCCCUAUGGGUUUGCUGCUCUCCAGAACCAUGGCAUGGAUAUCUAGUGGCAAAACUCAUGCAGAACUCAUCACACGUUUAAGAGAUCAUGGGGUUAUCCGAAGUGAUCGAGUGUUUAAUGCUAUGCUUGCCACUGAUAGAGGGAUUUAUUCCGGAGACCACCCUUAUUCUGACUCUCCCCAGUCCAUAGGAUACAAGGCUACCAUCAGUGCUCCUCAUAUGCAUGCACAUGCCCUUGAGGUUCUCAGUGACAACUUAACAGAAGGAGCCUCAGCCUUGGAUGUGGGCUCAGGAAGUGGCUAUCUUACUGCAUGUUUCGCCAGAAUGGUAGGCCCCUUGGGAAAGGUGGUGGGAAUUGACCACAUAGAAGAGCUGGUGCAAGCCUCUGUGAAAAAUGUCAAGGCAGAUGAUCCAGAGUUGCUUGCCUCUGGACGAAUUAAACUAGUGGUGGGUGACGGUCGGUUAGGUUUUCCUGAUGAAGCUCCCUAUGAUGCCAUUCAUGUUGGAGCAGCUGCUCCUACACUUCCUAAAGCUCUCUUGGAGCAGUUGAAACCAGGAGGGAGAUUAGUUUUGCCUGUGGGCCCAGAGGGUGGAAGCCAAGUUCUCGAGCAGUAUGACCGACAGAGUGAUGGCACGUUCCUCAGGAAAGCACUGAUGGGUGUGGUUUAUGUCCCACUGACAGACAAACACCGCCAGUGGCCAAGUGAUGAGCUCUGAUUGCAGUAUCGUUGCCCUUGCAGGAGAUGGCGAUGGUGCUGUGGUUCAGCAAGCCAUUAGGCCUGAGAGAAGGCCUCGCAUCCCAACUCACCCUGCUGCCUAGCAACAUACUUGCCUGGAUCAUUCUGAUUCUUAAAACUGAAGUGCAAAAUGCAGCAGUUGCUAGAGGACAGAAAUGAAUGCACUUAUCAGAAGGUUUCCGAGGAGAUGUCCCUUCUUUUACCUAAACUGAGUGAUCAAGGACUUUGCUAGGAAGGCUUUAUAUCUAAGACUUGUGUGAUCUUAGUAUGCUUCAUAAAUGGUCAUAGGUUCAGCUUUAACAUACCAUACAGCAAGAGGAGUAAUGCAGAUAGAAAACAGUUACCUUGAAAUGUAGCUACUCCCAUGCUACCUUUGCAAGAUUAAUCCUUUUGAUGUGUAAUUACCACUGUUAUAUGCCAAGGCAUUAAUAAAUAACAAACAAACAUAGCUUAUACUUGUAAUUAUUGAAAUAAAGAAUGAGUUUAAAACGUAUUCUCUAAAACACUUUUCUCUUAUUGCAUGCAUGGCAAUUUUCAGUUAAUGUGUUGCUAUUGUCUAAUCUGAUUUUGUAAUAAUCUACAUGUAAUUAAAUGUACACAAACUAUAAUGCCUUGUACUUUUAUAAUCAAUAUAAAUAUGCUUAUACAAUACAGUGGCAAAUGGCAAAAAGUAUGUGAACCCUUUGGAAUUAGCUGGUUUUCUGCAUUAAUUGGUCAUAAAAUGUGAUCUCAUCUUCAUCAAAGUCACAAGUACAGAGAAACACAAUGUGCUUAAGCUAACCACAUAAAAACAAUUAUAAUCUUAAUUGUCUUUGUUGAACACAUCCCAAUAAACAUUCAAAGUGCUUUGGAAAA
Molecule: messenger RNA, 1760 nt
Organism: Myxocyprinus asiaticus (Chinese sucker)
Lineage: Eukaryota; Metazoa; Chordata; Actinopteri; Cypriniformes; Catostomidae
Product: protein-L-isoaspartate(D-aspartate) O-methyltransferase-like
Exons: 8
Coding region: 136-885 (249 amino acids)
Biological process (GO): protein modification process
Cellular component (GO): cytoplasm
Molecular function (GO): protein-L-isoaspartate (D-aspartate) O-methyltransferase activity
Source: RefSeq, a predicted model, not a curated record